AUGUUCCAGCAACAAACAGAUCCUAUCUAUAGUCAAAUUUAUACUAACAUUGUUAGUUGCAAUUACGGAUCUUAUCAGAACAAUGUGCUUCAGCAAAUAUAUCUGUUCAUGAAACAGUACACCAACUUCAAAGUCUCUUUGACAAGUAUGAAGUAUGAUAAUGGUGUUCAGGUAAACUGAAUCUGUCUGACUGGAGCAGUUGGAAUCAAUUAUCAAUCAAAACAAUACUCGAUUCCUUUAAAUAUUGUUCUCCCUGUUGGCUAUCCCAGCACAGCUCCAAAAGUAUACCUCGCUUAUAAGCUAAGUGCAGAGUCUGCUGAAGGAAAUCCCUUAAUUAAAGGAGGUUCUGAAGUAAUGAAUAAUUAUCUUCACAAAUGGGUAGGUAAUAAUGCAACAUAUACUCUUGGAGGUCUCUGAUAUAACCUUUCGAAAUCUUUUGAGCUAUACCCUCCUCUCGAUAAUGUUAAGCCAAAAGGUAUUAUGGACACAAUAGGAAGUGCUGCUUCGUCUGUUGUAAACUCAGUAAAAUCAACCGUACACAACGUGACCGCUCCUCCCGCAUCUAAAGCUCCUCUUGAAACUACUCAUUCAGUCGAAACAACCUCUACAGUCAAGUCUCCUCCUCCCCCUGUUCAAAAGACUCCUGAAAUGCUUGAAAAAGAAGAACUCGUCGCUCAAGCGACUCAAAAACUCCUCUCCUACAAAGAACUCUCCAGCGCUCUCCCUGGCGGCAACAACACAGACCCUGUCUCCGCCAUAAUCGCCAAUGCAAAGAUCGAGCUGGGCGAGAACAGCACUAAACUCCAAAAACAAACCCUGAUGCUUGAAAAUGAAAUCCAAGAAGUUAAGACCCACAAUGCAGAGAUCAAGGAAUUUAUCUCUAAAAAUGCCGGAAAAGAAGUGACCAAAGAUAAUAUUGAUGAUUUCGUGGAUGUCAAGGAGGAAGACCACAAGAGCAUCCUAGAUGAAGUAAAGAUUAAAGAAGGCGCACUAGAAGAUACUUUAGCUCAGUGCAAGAAGUUAUACAGAAAGAAAACCAUUGAUUUAAGCACUUAUCUAGAGACAGUAAGAGAACUAUCAGAAGAGCAGUUCCUGAAUUUGGCAAUGAGGGAGAAAAUCCUUGCUCUUAUGACUACAAUUCACAGACCAUAAAUUCCUUCUGCAUAGUAUUGUGACUCUU
Moneuplotes crassus is the source of this 1180-nucleotide messenger RNA. NCBI's taxonomy places the organism in Eukaryota, Ciliophora, Spirotrichea, Euplotida, Euplotidae. The record is from the annotation of a GenBank genome assembly.